AUGGCUAUUCAAAAAGCUUACAGAAUUGGCGUUGACGUUGGGGGGACCAACACUGAUUGUGUAAUUCUACAUCCUGGUGAAGCCGACACACCAGAAAGAGGCAUUCGUAGCGCUUGCAAAACACCGACGACAACAAAUGUGACGGAAGGUAUUUCCAAAGCCAUUGAGGGAGCGAUCUCAAAAUGUGGAGUCUCUCUGGCUGCUGUGUCGGCGGUGAUGAUCGGAACGACUCACUUUAUCAACGCUGUCGUUCAAGCAGAUGAUCGCAAUUUGAGAAAGGUUGCCGUAUUUAGGGUUUGUGGACCCUAUACAAAGGAAAAUCCUGCAUUUUUAGAUUUCCCACCAAUCCUUGCCCGGAUCAUGAAUGGUCAUGUCGCCUAUGUGGACGGCGGGCUCGAAUUUGAUACCCGAGAAAUCAUGCCCUUGAACGAAGGACAAAUCCGAAAGGAGUGCCAGAUUGUCAAGGAGAAAGGUAUCACCGACAUUGCUGUCGUGGGUGUAUUCUCCCCUCUCGACAUUGCUGGGAAGCAGGAAGCGAGAGUCAAACAAAUCAUCCUGGAGGAAAUCCCCGGUGCUGAUGUUGUUUUAUCGCGAGAGAUUGGCCAACUGGGAUAUCUCGAAAGAGAAAACGCGACUAUUCUCAACACCUCUAUUCUGAAGUUUGCGCGGAGAACCAUCAGAGGGUUUAAAUUGGCUACGCGAUCACUCGGCCUUUCGUGCCCAUUGUUUCUAACACAGAACGACGGAACCAUCAUUGACGCCGACUCAGCCGAGAAAUGUCCCAUCAAGACAUUUUCAAGCGGCCCGACCAAUUCCAUGUCCGGGGCUGCUUACCUCGCUGGCCUUGAUACUCAGAAAGGACGAAUAGAAAACGCUCAGGUUAUUGUGGCAGAUGUGGGUGGUACAACAACAGAUGUUUGUGCGCUCUUACCAUCAGGAUUCCCGCGUCAAGCAGGGACGUGGGUAGACAUUGGAGGUGUUCGCAGUGCAUUCCCUAUGCCUGAAGUUCUCUCUAUCGCCCUCGGGGGUGGCACAAAGGUCGAGGAACGAGGUGGAAAAGUGACUGUUGGCCCCGAGUCAGUGGGGCAUCGGCUCAUCACGGAGGGACUUGUUUUUGGCGGCAACACUCUGACUACCACUGACAUCGUCGUCGCCAGCGGUCACGCAACCGUGGGCGAAGCUGCAAAGGUCAAGGAUGUUCCGAAAGACAUCGUUACAAAGGCACGACAUCGAAUAAAGAGAAUGUUAGAGAAUGCUGUCGACGCCAUGAAAUUAAGUGCAGAUGAUGCUGUCGUGAUUCUCGUGGGUGGGGGCAGCAUUGUGCAUAUGGAUGACCUGGAGGGAGUUGGACAAAUAAUCCGCCCACCACAUCAUGACUGCGCCAAUGCCGUUGGUGCAGCAAUCGCAAAGAUUUCUGGACAGAUAGACGUCGUCAAGGUCCUUGAAGGUCUUGAUGAGGAGAAGGUGGUUGAAGACGUGUGCUCUGAGGCCAAAAAGCUGGCAAUUGAUGCUGGUGCCGAUCCAGAGUCCGUCAAGAUCGUUACGAUCGAGAAUAUGCCUCUACAAUAUGUUCAGAUGCGUGCCACUCGGCUCAUAAUCAGAGCGGCUGGGACUCUGAAUCAAAAAGCACUUCUACAUCAUACCCCUUCGGAGAGCACUGAGGAGCUAGAAGCGAUCCAGGAAGCCGAGGAACGGGUGCCGAAAACGACCAACGCAGAGAAAGAUCCACGAGAUUUCCUUGUCAGUCCCUCGGCACUAGUUGAUAUUCGGGUCUACAAACCCGAAGUGGACGGAAAUGGCACAUGGUGGGUAUCAGAAAUUGAUUGUGAAUUCAUGGCCACUGGCUGCAGUAUCCUCGCUUGUGGUGGCGGUGGACCUGGUUAUAUGUGCUAUAUGGCCGCAAGGGCUGCCAUCAAAGCCGGACAUCGACUGCCGAUUGUCGACAUCGAGACUCUUCCUGAAGAUGGUUACGUGCUUGGUAGUAUCUCUUACGGCGCACCAACGGUCACCCUGGAGCGGAUUCCAAGUGGCACAGAGUCUGUUGACGCCACGGAUGCUCUCUUGUCGUGUCAUCCAGGAGUCAAGAUGGCCGCGCAGAUAGCGAUUGAAAUUGGAGGAAUGAAUGGAAUCCGACCUCUGUUAGUAGGAAACAGUUACAAUGUACCAACAAUCGACGGAGACUUCAUGGGCAGAGCCUAUCCGAGAAUUUAUAUCAUGACCCCAUCUCUUUUUGGCGUCCCUCUCACUCCAUGUACCCAAAGUGAUGGCAACGGGAAUGUGGUAACAGUCCAUAAGGCUUCAGACCCACGUAAACUUGAAAAGAUUCAUCGCAAGGCUGGUCAAGAGCUGGGCCUGUUCAGUGAGAUGGUCCUCCCUCCCAUAUCCAUCAAGGAAACUAAGCGAAUUGGCACUUUGGGAACCACUUCCCUUGCAUGGUAUAUUGGGCGAGCCGUGUACUUGGCCAAGCAAGAGAAGACAGACAUUAUGAAAGCCAUCGUGGAAGCAAAUCCUUCAGGUCGCGUGCUAUACACAGGCAAAAUCGUCUCUGUAACGCGCUACAUCUCAGCUGGUGGCUAUACUGAGGGCAUGGUACGCCUCAAGCCGAUUGGCAGCGAUGAGCAGGAGUAUGGCGACAUUGCAAUGACUGAAACCAGAGACAUGAUACUCCCUUUCCAGAACGAGUAUCUAUACGCCGAGCUGGUGGACCCCAAUGCCGAGAAGGGAAGUAAGGGAGAGAUCCUCUGCACCGUUCCUGACUUGAUAUCCCUGGUUGGAACAGACGGGUAUGCGUUGGGGACGCAGGAUUUGAGAUAUGGGGUCAGGGUCAGUGUUGUGGCAUUUGUCGCGCAUCCACAUUGGUACACUCCUCAAGGUAUCGCGACAGGGGGGCCUAAGGAGUUUGGGUACGAGGAUUUGGACUUCAUCCCGCUGGGUUCCCCGUAUUAUGAACCCAAGCGGGUUACCAAGGAAUUUCGGCCCAGCAUACCGUGA
Molecule: messenger RNA, 2991 nt
Organism: Rhinocladiella mackenziei CBS 650.93
Lineage: Eukaryota; Fungi; Ascomycota; Eurotiomycetes; Chaetothyriales; Herpotrichiellaceae
Exons: 15
Coding region: 1-2991 (996 amino acids)
Biological process (GO): glutathione metabolic process
Cellular component (GO): cytosol
Molecular function (GO): 5-oxoprolinase (ATP-hydrolyzing) activity
Source: RefSeq, a predicted model, not a curated record